GGUGCGGCCGCCACACGCCGCCGGAGCUCGGACCGGGCGCCAGUUCCCUCGUCGUCGUGCCUCGCCGCGGCCGCCCAGCCCGGAGCCGGCGGGAGGAGCCCCGUGCUCGCCAUGUCGGUCGCGCUCGGCAACAGGUUCCAAGGAGGGAAGGCGUUCGGCUUGCUCAAAGCCCGGCAGGAGAGGAGGCUGGCCGAGAUCAACCGGGAGUUUCUGUGUGACCAGAAGUACAGUGAUGAAGAGAACCUGGUGGAAAAGCUCGCGGCCUUCAAAGAGAAGUACAUGGAGUUUGACCUGAACAAUGAGGGCGAGAUUGACCUGAUGUCUUUAAAGAGGAUGAUGGAGAAGCUCGGGGUCCCCAAGACCCACCUGGAGAUGAAAAAGAUGAUCUCAGAGGUGACAGGUGGGGUCAGCGACACCAUCUCCUACCGUGACUUCGUGAACAUGAUGUUGGGGAAGCGGUCGGCUGUGCUCAAGCUAGUCAUGAUGUUUGAAGGAAAAGCCAACGAGAGCAGCCCCAAGCCAGUUGGUCCCCCUCCAGAGAGAGACAUUGCCAGCCUGCCCUGACGACCCCCAUCUGGACCUGCCCCCUUCCUCCCCCCUAAUCUUGCUGCCCUUCUUGAGUCAUUGUGAUUUGUCUUCUUCGUUUUGUUUGGUCUUUGUGCGUUUGUUUAUUUUUUUCUAAUCAGCAGAACCGGUGAUCACUUUGUAAAGCA
Molecule: messenger RNA, 713 nt
Organism: Herpailurus yagouaroundi (jaguarundi)
Lineage: Eukaryota; Metazoa; Chordata; Mammalia; Carnivora; Felidae
Gene: AIF1L
Product: allograft inflammatory factor 1 like
Exons: 6
Coding region: 112-564 (150 amino acids)
Biological process (GO): actin filament bundle assembly; ruffle assembly
Cellular component (GO): ruffle membrane; actin filament
Molecular function (GO): actin filament binding; calcium ion binding
Source: RefSeq, a predicted model, not a curated record